UUUUCCUAAUACAAUUACAUCGUCCAUAUAGAUGUAACAUUUUUUUCCUAUAUAUUCACGCAGAACAUCAUCUAUAGCUCGCUGAAAGAUAGCUGGAGCAUUUUUUAGGCCAAAUGGCAUUCUGGUGAAUUCAUAUUUUCCGUUAUUUACGGCAAAAGCGGUUUUCUCAAUAUCUUGCUCAUGCAUCUUUAUCUGAUGAAAUCCUGAUGCAAGGUCCAAAGUUGAAAAAUAUUUGUGGUCCUUUAAUUGCUCUAAUACAUAUGAAAUUUCAGGCAUUGGGUAUCGGUCGCUGAUUGUUUUUUCAUUUACUUUCCUAUAGUCUACAACCAUUCUAAACUUCUUUUGACCUGAUGCGUCAUUUUUCUUUGGAACUAUCCAUACAGGAGAUGUCCAAGCUGAUCUCGAUGGUCUAAUAAUACCAUCUUCCAACAUUUUUUUUAUUUGAUGAUGAUUUCAACAUAAGCAGUGGGGUAAGGGUAAACCCGUUGGUGCACUGGAAUUUCGUCAGUGGUAUUUAUAAAACAUUUAACAUUUGUUGCACAGGUAAGCUUUGUAUCAGGUUCAUAAAAAACUGAUUUGUUCAUGUGGAGAAUUUUGAGUAACUUUUUUUUCACAUCGUUGCUUAAAUGGUCAGUACGAAAGUCGGUCAUAUGGUCACUUGCUUUUCCAUUUUCGUAUCGUCUGAGGGGUAUUGUAAACGGUAUGCUGUCGUCAGUAUUAAUUGUCAUUGCACAGUUUUUAAAUGAUAUAUCAGCACAAAUGCUUUCUAGAACGUUGGUGCCUAUUAUUCCAGCAAAAAACGGAUGAAAAUCAUGUACCAGAAAUUGAAAUGGGGUCAUGCAUUUUGGAGCAAAAAAUUUGAUAUCUAUUGCAAGAGUGGUAUUGAAUUUCCCACAUACUGAACUUAUAUUUUUAGCACAUACUUUGUAAGGUCGGUUACCUCCAUAACUGGCUGCUAAUUUUGAUGAUACGACAUUAAUGUUAGCACCUGUAUCGAUCAAAAAUGGGUACUCUCCCUGUGUGGUUGGCAAAUUGACGAAAGGGAGGAAUGAACUCACCAAUUCGCGUUCCACUCUAAAAAAUGGCUCUCGUAAGCAUCGGCUUGAUAUUGAUCAUUUACACUUCGUGAAUUUGUGUAAAAGUUUUGAUUUUGUGAGAUGUGCUCAUUUAUAUCUAGAUAAGAUUCGUUUAAUGGUUGUGAACCUUCUAUAUACUCUAGAGGGGUGUUAAACAUAUUGGUAUUGUUUGCAGUUGCUAUAUCCAUAGCAUUUGCAUGUCCGUAACGUGGGCGUUUAGCAUUAUAAUUUGAUCUAACGUUCGACUGUAAAGAUUGAUCAACCUCCAUAGGAACUGGGAGAUUAUUAUUCACUCUGUUGUAAUUUUGAGGGAGAUGAAAUUUCUGUUGAUGUGGUGGGGUUGGAUAAUUAUAGCUUUGAUCCAUGCCUUGUCACAAACUGAUUUCUGUUUGGUGUGAAAAUUGGUCUAGGUUGAACAUAAUGUCUAGGUUGGUAGAAAUUUUGUUGGUGUAUGGGUUGUUGCCUAUGUGUUAUUGGCGCUGUGGGUAAAUCCCUAGGUUUAGGAAUAUUGUUGUUGGGUUUAUCGUUAAAUGGAGCAGAUCUCAUGUCCAUAUUGUAGAAGUCAAGGCAAUAUUGAAAUGCACUACUCAGCGUUUUUGGGUUAUAUUUUUUUAAUAGAAAACUUAAUGGCUUUUCAAGUCCUCGUAUAAAACUGUCCAACGCCUUUUCUCUAAAAUAAUUUACGUGUGCUGUAUGAUUUUCGGCAUACUUUGGAUCUGACUGAAUAUGCGUCACGAUCGCUGUUAGUAGAUCAUUUACUCUACUAAAAUAGCAACUAAGUGACUCUGACGAUUUUUUUCGUAUCAUGGUUAAUUCAUGAUCCAAUGGUUUCAGGUCUCUUUUAUCCUUAUAAUAAAGGAGAAGAGUCCUUUUUAUUGUAUGCCAAUCGGGGGCGAUACAAUUGGAAUUUAAAACGUCAGCAGCUUCACCUUUAAUUUUUCUUCUGAUGGUUGACUCGAUAAUGUGAUAUUCGAUUGAAUCUCGAGGCAAACGUUCGUAGAUUUUCAAUACAUUUUCGACUUCUAAAAACCAUCCAGGAAGGCUUGCUCCGUGCCCGUGAAAUUCUGGAAGAUCUUUCACAAAAUCUGGCACUUUACCUAAUUCAACGUAUUUGUGAUGAGUCAUAGUUUGUGCUGGUGGCACAAUAUGAGGCUGAUAUGAUGGAUUCAUUUUUCGAUUUCUGGAUUGUAUUUCAAAACGUUUGAUUUUGCGGAAAAUUUUGAAAAAUUCGUCGCCUUAAACGAUUUAGUGAUUUGAAAAUUUAAAUGAUGGAAACAGACAAGAUUCUCACUUCUCUAACUUUUCCUAAUUGUUCACUAAUAGUUCUAAUUAUUCACUUAUUUACAAUUUAAAAUUUUACGACGGGAAAAAAAAAUUACGGCAACUAAUGAUAAAAAUUGACUCAAAAUGACUUACAGUAGAAUCAUGAAGACUUUGAAACGAGUGCAGCUCAUCGUUGUCCACGUAGCGAUGCGAACGAAGUGAUGUCUACGAAGAGAUGUCCACGUAGCGAUGUUCUCGUAGCGAUGUUUUCGUAGCGAUGCUCUUGUAGCGUUGUACUCGUAGCGAUGUCCUCGUAACGUCUCGGGAUAGAAGGCUAAUGUAACACUCCAGGUGGUUCUUUUGGGAUGUCUUCCUACUAGGGGUCUUCGGUGUCGUUCGGGAUGAAAGUCUCGAAUACAGCAACUUCUCGUACACUUGUGCAGGUUUUAUAUUCACUUGGUUCACCUCACUUUUUGGUACUUGUACGUCCACGUCUUAAAUUCAUUUCACUAGCUUGUCACGACACUUAAAACUUUGUGCAGAGUUUUUGUAUUGUUUUUCGUCUCACUUUCGUUUUUCGGUAUACGUAGAACAAUAAGCUAGUGCCUCUAAUCGUUAUUGUGUAGGCUUCCUUUGAUAACUUGUCGCCUCACUUUGAACGUAGAGGUCCCUAUUCGGGCGCCAGUUAAGAAUUGUACUUUACAAUAAUGAAGGUUCGGACGCGGAUGUACACUUCUUCUUCUUCUUCUUGGCUUAACGACCUUACAGGUCACGCCGGCCAUUUCUGGCUUACUAGACUUAUUUUACCACGUAGCCAGAUAGUCAGUCCUUGCUACGGGGGAACGGUCCGGAUGGGAUUUGAACCCGGUCCGGCCGUGUGGACUGGCGCCGUUUAUCACAUGCACCACCGGACCGCCCUUAAAACCGGAUGUACACUUAAAACGUCUGAUUUUACUGCUAGUCAAAUUCAGAGUGAUUUAUUUUAACUAUUGACUAUUGAUACAUGUAUGUGGAUUGGGGGAAUUGGAUUGGAACAGGGAACGGAGGUGGUGCUGAUUCAGCUUCUCGGUUGCUAAGUCAUUCGAUGCAAACGUUGGUACAGGUUCGGUGCGAAGCAUAAGCUGACGACGCUGUUGGCGGUCCGGUACGAAAUAAAAGCUGACGUCGCAGGAAUUACUGGGUCAGCGGAUGUUCGAGCGAUGUGUUAACUCGCUCAAGCUAAGUGUGAGCUGAAGAAACUGAUGGUGUUUGAAGCCCCACCUGCCUCUCAGUUUGACGUAACGCUUGCUUCAGCUCCUUCUCGUUCGGAUCAUCUGCCGCGAAUUGAACUACCGAAGUUCAACGGUGAUCCGUCGGAAUGGCCAGCGUUCGCGGGGCGCUUCGAGAAGCGCAUUGCAGGCCUUACCGGAGACGCCGAACGGUACGCGUUUUUGGUGAAGUGCUUUGACCGGUGUGAAAUCGCUCGAAAUAGUUGCGAGGCGUUCGAAAACGCUGGCAUGCCUUUUGAUAAGGCAUGGCAGAAGCUCGAAGAGCGGUUUUAUAAAAAACGCGUGGCUUUCCUCGGUCAUUUUCGGCACAUAACAAACCUGCCCAAGAUGACUACGGCGUCAUCUAAUGGGCUGAUGAAAAUAAUCGACGUGGUUGAAACGUCGCUUUCAGCUGCAAGACAGAUUGCAGGCGAAUCGGGGCGUAAGCCUAGCGUGGGAGAGAACGGUCUUCUGGUCACUAUAGUGAUGUCAAAGCUGGACGAUGAGACCAUCACAAGGAUCUCACGCAGGCUGGACGCUCAAACCAUUCGUACGUGGAAGGAAUUGCGCGACGAGCUCGACAGAUUGUCGAGCUUGAUCUAUUAUGAACCGCGUAGGGCCGCAAUCCGUCCAGAUCGUGAUUUUAAUAGUGCAAAGGUGCGACCAGCAAGAGCGAUGGUUGCUGCCACGGUCGAUCCAGGAAGCAACCGACAGUUGACAAGUGCGCGAACCACGCGAGUGAGUGUUGCUACAGUGUACCGCCGGGAAAGCAUUCGACGGUGUUACGCGUGUGACAAACAGGGCCAUGUGGGCCCACAGUGUCCCGAACUGCAAACUCGCUCAACGUACGAGCGAGUAAAUUACGUAAUGGGUAAAGGUAAGUGCGUGAACUGUUUUUCCAGUCAGCACGCCGCUGCGCAAUGCCCAAGUGAGAAAAGGUGCCAAAUGUGUAGCAAAAAGCACCACACGAUGCUACAUAUGGAAAGUAACGAUUCAGCGAAGUGACGAUUAUGUUGCGAGUCUUUUCGUACAAAUUUCGUGGUUCCGUGUCCUGGUUACCUGCCUCCCUCAGUACGUUCCCGUUCGUGCUCCGUGCCCCGCCCUCGCUUCGUGCCACCAUCUUCAGGUGCUGGUGGUGCAUUUCCAGCGAUGGCCGAUCCACGCGGUCGGUGUGUAACGCCGUCGCGUGGUGUCCAGCGUUCGUGCUCCGU
Molecule: messenger RNA, 4797 nt
Organism: Anopheles funestus (African malaria mosquito)
Lineage: Eukaryota; Metazoa; Arthropoda; Insecta; Diptera; Culicidae
Exons: 2
Coding region: 3581-4591 (336 amino acids)
Molecular function (GO): nucleic acid binding; zinc ion binding
Source: RefSeq, a predicted model, not a curated record